This is a messenger RNA of Fragaria vesca subsp. vesca, 2206 nucleotides long. Its product is annotated as mitogen-activated protein kinase kinase kinase ANP1-like. The record is from RefSeq and is a predicted model, not a curated record. The transcript has 16 exons. NCBI's taxonomy places the organism in Eukaryota, Viridiplantae, Streptophyta, Magnoliopsida, Rosales, Rosaceae. Gene Ontology annotation, biological process: protein phosphorylation. Bases 1 to 1968 code for a protein of 655 amino acids. Gene Ontology annotation, molecular function: protein kinase activity; ATP binding.
AUGCAAGACAUCUUCGGAUCAGUCCGCCGAUCACUCGUGUUCCGGCCACCGGACACCGACGACUCCCCGGUAACCCUAGUCGACAAGAUCACCGCCUCCCUUCGGAAAUCCCGAGUCUUCUCCAAACCCUCCCCGCCGCCGCCGUCCUCCUCCGUCCCUAAAGAGACCGCGCCUCCGAUCCGAUGGCGCAAAGGCGAGUUGAUCGGCUGCGGCGCCUUCGGCCGCGUCUACAUGGGCAUGAAUCUCGGCUCCGGCGAGCUUCUGGCCGUUAAGCAGGUUCUUAUCGCAGUGAACAGCAAGGAGAAAGCUCAGGCUCACAUCAAGGAGCUUGAGGAAGAAGUGAAGCUUCUGAAGAAUCUAUCUCAUCCAAACAUUGUUAGAUAUUUGGGUACAGUGAGGGAGGAGGAAACCUUGAACAUUCUGUUGGAGUUUGUCCCUGGUGGAUCUAUAUCAUCACUUUUGGGAAAAUUUGGAUCUUUCCCUGAGGCUGUAAUGAGAACAUACACCAAGCAGUUGUUGUUGGGAUUAGAAUAUUUACACAAAAAUGGAAUAAUGCACAGGGACAUUAAGGGAGCAAAUAUCCUUGUUGAUAACAAAGGAUGCAUUAAGCUUGCAGAUUUUGGUGCAUCCAAACAGGUGGUGGAGCUGGCAACAAUUUCUGGUGCUAAGUCUAUGAAGGGUACGCCAUACUGGAUGGCUCCUGAAGUUAUUCGUCAGACUGGUCAUAGCUUCUCUGCUGAUAUAUGGAGUGUUGGAUGUACUGUGAUCGAGAUGGCCACCGGAAAGCCUCCUUGGAGCGAAAAGUACCAAGAGGUUGCUGCUCUCUUCCAUAUAGGGACAACAAAGUCUCAUCCACCAAUCCCUGAGCACAUUUCCUUUGAGGCGAAAGACUUUUUGUUAAAAUGUCUGCACAAGGAGCCAAAUUUGAGGCCGACGGCAUCUGAGUUGCUUCAAAUUUACUACCAUCAGGAAGAUUCUGAGAUCCCUUCUCCAUCAUAUUCUUCAAACCUACAGACCUUUGAGAUGUCGACAUGCCGAGAUUCAUCUGAUAUGUGUACUAUGGAUAGUUUGCACUGCUCAACCAUACAUCCUGACAGGGUGUUGGAAAGUACACACAUUUGGAGAAGAGACAGUGAUGAUGACAUGUGUCAGAUUGAUGACAAAGAUGAUGUUAUGGUCGGUGAAGUAAACCUCAAUUCUUUCUAUAUGCCCGACGACCUUAAGAGCUUUAACCCCAUGUGCGAGCCCACUGAUGAUAUGAGGUGCCAAUUUCACCGAAGUUCAGAAACCGAACAAAAUGUCAGGAAUCUGGAUACUAGCCACCAAAUUGAUAUCCAUGCUGGCUGUUCUGGAACAAUUGGUGCGGAUGAAAAAGAUUUUUCAUUUCCUUGUGGUCGAUCUCUUUCGGAGGAUGAUGAUGAGCUUACUGAAUCGAAAAUUACUGCGUUCUUGGAUGAAAAGGCUCUGGAACUGAAGAAACUGCAAACACCUCUUUACGAAGAGUUUUACAACAGCAUGAAUGUAGUGGGUUCUCCAAGUUUUGUGGAUAGCUCACCUGAUGAAACUACUUCGAAGUACUUGAAAUUACCUCCCAAAAGCAGAUCACCCAUACGUAGUCCAAUUGGCACUCCAUCUGCAGUAGCUGAUGCACUUGGUACUGUAAGCCCUGGGAGUAGUGGUAGGCGCGUAUCAAAUAUUGGUAAUGCGAGCAAUCAAAACUUAAAGGACAUGUCAUCACCUCCUCACACUGAUCGGAAAGGGUUUGGAGUUGAUGCUCAGCAAGAGCCAGGCAGCCCAAGUAUGAGCUUCUCUGAGAUACAAAGGAAGUGGAAAGAAGAGCUUGAUCAGGAGCUAGAGAGAAAGCGAGAGAUGAUGCGUCAAGCAGGUGUAGGGAAAACAUCAUCGCCAAAAGAUCGAGCUCUAAAUAAGCAGAGAGAGCGGACAAGGUUUGCAUCUCCAGGCAAAUGAUCUAAUUGUCCUGGAGAAAUAGUUGUAUUUUUCCAUCGGGAGUUCAUCAGAAAUGGACUUUUUGGUGAAAUCGGUAAAUAUCUCCCUGGUGCUCGGGUUUGCUAGCUCCACUUGGAAACUGCAGCGCUGCAACAUCUCAUGCAUUCUAUUCAAUUUCUCAUUGUGCAACCUAUGAUUGUGUCAUUGUAUGUUCGUUCUAACAAAGGCCAAAGCUAGUGUAAGCAGGCUUGUAUAAAGC